AUAGGGCUCUCUUGUGAUUUACAGUGAAACUCAAGGGCAGGCAUUUUUUUUUCUUCUGCAAAACCAAAAUUGAUCAACAAAACCUAUAAAGCUCUUGCGAUUCUCGACGGCGUUUCUACUUUCCGACGCCGAUGAGCCCCUCCGCCUAGCAAUCCCGGCGGCGAUACGACGUACCUGAAGCCGUAAUUUUCCGGCCAUGGCUCUCACUCUCGGGAAGCUCACCAUUCUGGUCGGUGCAGGUAUUGUUGGGUCAGUUAUUGCGAGUGAAGGACGGGUAUCUGAUCUUGUUUCUGGUGCUUUCAAGUUUGCUUUGGGGCGUAUAGCAAAAGAUGAUACAAGAUCAUCAACAGUGAAGAAGCCCCGUGAUGACUCACUGAUGGCCCAGGUUGACAUCAUUCGAAAGGAGCUUGAGAUGUUAGCGUCAAACAGAUCUGUCACAAUUGUAACUACAAGUCGAGCUGGUUCCAGCAAGUAUGGUAUAAUUAUUGUUACAAUUGUGGUGGGAUAUGGCUAUAUUUGGUGGAAGGGGUGGAGACUGCCGGAUAUGAUGUUUGCUACGCGGCGUAGUCUAUCCGAUGCUUGCACUUCUAUCUCGAAACAACUUGAGAAUGUUUACUCGUCAAUUGCGGUUACCAAGCGGAAGUUAUCUUCACAAAUUGAUGGCCUUGAUUGUGGUUUGGAUGAGUGUCUUGAAACUACUACUAGAACGCAAGAGGAGGUUUCUGAACUACGGGGAAAAACAGAUUCGAUUGGUGUCGAUGUUAGAUCUGUUCAUUUCGCAGUCCAGACUUUGGAAACUAAAAUCAAUAGAAUAGAAGGGAAGCAGGAUUUAACAACUGAAGGAGUAAGGAGAUUAUGCGACUAUGCCUGGAACUUAGAAAAUGACAGAGCCAAAGAACGGAUUCAGGCAAUACCAUCCAGUUCCUUGAGGCCGGCCCUUGAGCUACCUCCAAUUUCACCAGCAAGGACUGGGUCCUUGCCUCCUGUUGUGAUUUCGGAACCCUCCUCUGAUUCCGGUGGAUCCAACCAGGAGGUUACUGGAAUUUCAGAAGUCAUUGGGGAAUUGGGUGUUCGUGGGGUUGCCAAUGGGAUGGGUGCUUCAGAAGACUUGAACAAUGUUUCUCCGGGUUCUGGUCGGUUUGGGAUGAUGAGAUUUCCCAGGAUUAGUGCAUCGUUUCUAACAAGAACUCGCAGUGCGACAAACGGAAUGCUACAACAAACGCGUUCAGCAGCUAGUCAAAGACUUUGAUGAUCUUUGUACGUACAAAUAAAUAGACAUCUAUAUAAGAUAGAUACACCGUUAGAUUAUAUUUGGGCAAGAAUGUCUGCAGUGUUUGAUUCUGAGAAGUGUGGGUGUGACCCUCCCAUAAUACACGAGUGCCCAAGCCAAAUUUAUGGAAAGGACAGGGUACUGAAUUUUGUAGAGCAACUAGUAUUGUCUUAAAUUAGGACCAUAUUUUUUAAUGCAGUUAAAUUUACCUUUUUUUUUUUGCCCUCC
Messenger RNA from Morus notabilis, 1498 nucleotides. RefSeq lists its product as uncharacterized. The record is from RefSeq and is a predicted model, not a curated record. NCBI's taxonomy places the organism in Eukaryota, Viridiplantae, Streptophyta, Magnoliopsida, Rosales, Moraceae. Bases 197 to 1249 code for a protein of 350 amino acids. The transcript is spliced from 13 exons.